Molecule: messenger RNA, 1234 nt
Organism: Halichondria panicea
Lineage: Eukaryota; Metazoa; Porifera; Demospongiae; Suberitida; Halichondriidae
Product: 7-methylguanosine phosphate-specific 5'-nucleotidase A-like
Exons: 10
Coding region: 106-1107 (333 amino acids)
Cellular component (GO): cytoplasm
Molecular function (GO): 5'-nucleotidase activity; magnesium ion binding
Source: RefSeq, a predicted model, not a curated record
CACACAAAAAUGUUGUAUUCCUAUGUCGACCACGUGGCUAAAAAGAGUCUAAACCAGCUAGCUAGCUAGCUGUGCAAGUACGUGUUGCUAGCUAUUUUCAUUGCAAUGGGAAGAUUUGGCCUGGAUAAGAAAGCACUGUUUUGCUUGUGUGCUGUACUUGGUUUAGGCAUCUUGUUGAUGUACGUGUCUCUGUUUCUGGAGAGGGAGCGAGACGAUAAUAUGAAGGCUUCUUUAAAGUUGCCUCAAGUGUUGAGACGUUCCUAUGUGCACCUCAGCCAGAGCAAAGAGAUCAUUAUGAACAAGAUUGCUCUCAUCAGGGCCGAGGGAAAACAAAAACUCAUUGUGGUCAGUGAUUUUGACUUGACACUAACCAAGUACCGCGUCAAAGGUCAACUGGGAAUGACUUCAUAUCGUGUUGUGGAUACUUCACUACAAAUGUCCGAGGCUUAUCGUCAAGAGGCACUGUCACUGAGGGAUCUCUACGCUCCCAUUGAGCAUAACCAAGAUCUUUCACUCCAAGAAAGAGCUCAAGCUAUGGAAGACUGGACUACAGGUGCCAAUGACUUGCUUGUCAAACAUCAGCUGAGGAGAGAUGAUAUUCCAAACAUUGUGGCUAAAGCUAACGUAGAGCUGAGACCUCACUACCACCUCUUCUCAGAGCUCCUCUCUGCUGAGAAUAUUCCACUGCUAAUAUUUUCUGCUGGUCUGUGGGACUCUGUCUCAGAGAUACUGGAGCAGCAACAAGGGCCCCUAGGGGACAAUGCACACAUUGUGUCUAAUAGACUUGUGUUCAAUAAGGCUGGAGUUGCAGUCGAUUAUCAAAGGCCCGUGAUACACAGUUAUAGGAAAGGAACGAUUCCUGAUCGUUUUAUGGACGUGAAGAACUCUAUACAGGGUAGGUACAACGUGGUGUUGCUAGGAGACACUCUCUCGGACACUAAGAUGACUGCUGGACUGGAGAGAGUAGAUCAUGUGAUCAAGAUUGGAUUCCUAAACUCUAAUGAGAAAGAGUUGAUGUCCAAAUAUAAGGAACGUUUCGAUAUUGUUCUGACAGGAGACCCUGACUUGAGCACACCUCUGUGUGUACUCAAAACUAUACUAGAGUAGGAAUAUUUCGUCCUUUUAUUUUAUAAUUACAAAAAUGUAUUAUCAGAACUUCCAUGUUACUGUAUUCAAAUCAUGCCCCUCACUGCUUCCCCAUGCCAUCAAUGACAUUAUUAACAAUUGUAGUGAG